AGCCCACCACCUAUGGAUAUUUAAUCUUACUAUCGUCCUCCUCCACACACCCGUAUGCUCUGUUUCCCCCAUUUACAUUCUCUCUCUCUCUCCAUCGCCAUUGUUGCUUCUGAAGUUCUUCCCUCUGGUUAUGAGUACUUAGAUUUGAAGCCACGGAGCAGCUGUAGAACAUCUAAGAUCUGAUUUUACUGGCGGAUGAGAUCAACGCACUGACUGGUAUCUCUCUGUCAAUCAUUUUCCAAAGAACUAAGCUGGACCGCAAACUCCUUUCUACCGGUGGUGGUAUCGCCGCUGAGAAAAGCAAAUAAGGUUAAUAUGGAUAUUGAGAGGGACAACAUUCCAGGAAGUUUUAUGGAACUACUGAACAUGGUUGAGCAGCCCAUGUCAAAUUUCAAUCAAGAAAACACUAUGAACUCAGUACCAGAAGAAAGUUCGUGCUUUUCUGAUAGACCAUAUUGUUCAGAAGACACUGAUGUACUUUCGAGACCUAACUUAAGGGUUGACACUUAUGAUUAUGUCGAUGACUCAAAUGAAGUUCAGUCCAGUCUUGAAUGUAUGAAAGAAAAAGUUGCGAUUGCUGAUAUGAUAUCUGCCCCUGAAAAUCUUGACGAGCAGUACUUAUUUUCUGCAUACAAUGUUCAGAUUGAGGAGUCAGAUUCUAAUGAACGAUACCUUGAAGGAGGACAAGUUGGAGCUGUGGAACACGGAAUUAGAAGUUUUUGUGAAGACACAUCUGUUCAAAUGUUAAGGCCGGUUGUUGGUAUGAAGUUUUCAUCAAAGGCAGAAGCAUAUGACUUCUACAAUACAUAUUCUUGGGUGCUUGGUUUCAGUAUUCGGAAUGGUGAUAAUUAUAUUAAUUGCAAUGGCGUACAGACAAUGCAGGAAUUAAUUUGCCAACGAGCAGGAAUCACCAAGAAUACUAAAUAUGCAACUACUAGAUGAAAGAGAGGGAAGAUGAAAGAGAGGGGCUGCGGUCAAAACGGGAGGCGGCUGGGAUGGGUGGUGGGGGAGGGGGGUAAAGAGAAAGAGUUAAAACAGCCCAGAUCCCCACCGGCCAUGCUGGCGGCGAGAACCCUGAGACGGACAAGCGACUGUGCCUCCACCUUCCAGAUGACGCCUCGCCGCAAGAAGAAGACGCGGGGACUUGGAUGUUGACCAUGACGACGGCGUCCUUCUCGUGUGGUUCGAGUUCGAGCUCAAGGCCGAGGUGGCUGUCCUUGGGGACGCACUCCUCUUCGACAGUCUGACUCAUCGUAAAUGGCAGGACGCACCACGUGUCUUACUAGCCGGACGCGUCCUCCGACGGCGCACAACGGCGUCAUCUGACGACAGGACGCUACAUCAGCCGAGGACUGGCCGCCGAGUCAGUGUCCCCUCCACCCAGCAUGGUACAUCCCGUUCCUCUUCUUCUACCCAUACUCCGGUGGCUGCAGCGUCAGAGGUCAUGAACGUGACUUGAUCGAUUCCUUGAUUCCUUCUCUAGGUGCAAGCAAAGUAGCAAACACACACGUACACAGUUUACGAGCCGCCAGCUAGCUUGAACAAAUUGAUCUCUCACCGGAAAACGCACUAGAACACCACACACAAGUAGGCGACAGAGGAUACUUGUGGUGCGGUGCCGGACGACAGACUAUAGUUAGUCUUUUUUUUUUUGAAGGGUUUAUAGUUCUUCUUUGGAGGAUUUAUUUUGUUAUUUUACUGAUGCAUGAGCAAGUAACCAUCAUUCAUAUUGACAAGACAUUGCAAUCUCUCUUACUCAGGUAUGUAGUUCUGUAAUGAUGUUUGAGUGAUACUGAAGAAAAUGAUCUAUGAGCAAGUCACCCUUGCUUACCUUUUCAGCCAGGCAGCCACCUCCAUUUUCUAUCAUUCUUAACACUAUUAUUUUGAUUAAUGUGUUGUUUGCAGACAUAUAUGUGUUACAUAUAAUAGUCAAAUGAAAUUGUCGUGCAAGAUCUACAUAUUUUUCUUUAAUGGAUUGAUGUGGAACAGGAUUGUGGCAUAGUAUUGAUCUCAUUAUUUGGAUAUACAUGUUUAUCAUUCAGAUUAUGUCUCCUUAAACAGGCACAUAUUAAACUUAAUUGAAGUGCCAUGUAUGUCUUGUAUGGGCCUCUAGCAGCAUGGCUUGGUGUCCUUUAAGUUGCCAUUUAUGUCAUAAUUUUCUAUGCUUGGAAAAUAUUAAGUUCAUCAAUUUGUAGUAAAUUCAUGGUAUUCUGCCUAAAUUAACUCUCAUUGUGCAUUGCAGGCUCUACUUAAUAGUCCAAAUGAAAGAUAGAUAAAAACAGAUGUAGAACUAGCAUCCAUUUUGAACCAUAUGUUUGAUACUGCAGCCCGUGUUCAAGAACUAUUGUACUGCAAACACAAGGAAGGAUGUGCAGGCUGGUAUUGUCUCCUUGAAACCACUCAAAUAAAGAGGACUCUCAAGGUUAUUUUCUGGAGCUGGGGUCCCUUGGUGAUUCUUGAUUGUAGCUGAGAUAACCAUAGCUGAAAAUCUCUAUAUUAAUGAAAGUUGAAGUGUUGUCACAUUCAGAAGGAAAAAAAAAGGUACAAUUGGUCUUUCUUAGUUGAUAGCAUUUGAUAUAUGCCAUAUGCUAAUUAAUGCUUGGCUGCCACUGUUCUAUGCUUUGAUGCACAAUCCAAUAUUUCACAGCAAUAUGAGAUAAUGAAUGUGAAUA
Triticum dicoccoides is the source of this 2672-nucleotide messenger RNA. RefSeq lists its product as uncharacterized. The record is from RefSeq and is a predicted model, not a curated record. Bases 316 to 942 code for a protein of 208 amino acids. The transcript has 8 exons. Lineage: Eukaryota; Viridiplantae; Streptophyta; Magnoliopsida; Poales; Poaceae.